AAAGAAAUUUAUGUCUAACGACUACAUAAGUUAUCGCUUUGCUCCUGCCAGUACUAACCAGAAUAUGCGUCGACCGAUUUUGACAUGAGCCCGUGCUAUAUAUUCGCCAUAUUUGUCGCUUCGGAACUAUAGUGUCCGUAGCCGCAUCGCAGGAGUAUAGCCUGUUUUCGGUUUCUCGGUGCCUUCCUCGUUUAAUGUUCCCGAAGCCACGCUGCAUAAGAACAAGGGUGAGAGUACUUUCCUCGUCCUCCACGCGCAUCGAUUCGGGCACUAUCGGCUACGACGGGGACAAAGUACAGUGUUGCGCCGGGAAGAUAUGUGCACCCUUUGAGUAGAAAAUAAACUUAAAAAGAAAAGAACACAUAGAACGGAGGGCCACAUUUAGCCACAUGAAAUAAGCGCGAGCCUUCAUGUUUUACUGUCGACGAAGUCUUUCACAUGGCGUGCAACGUGCCUAGAAGUCUGCCGGCCGCAUCCCCACCACGUGCGAGGCACUGAGCGGCACCGAAUGGAGAAAGAAAACAGGAGAGAAUGGCGUCAAAGUAGGUUCACUUCCGAUCGUUGGCUGUGUGACGUCAUGGUCCUGGUAGUUUUUUUCCUUCCUCCACAUCAGUAUCGACAGACGACGACGCAAUCCGAUUAGCCUCCUCGCCCAUUCAUUUGAAUCGCGCAUAAGUUCCUCGCCGACGGCAGCAGAAUUGUCCUCAUCGUGGCCCACGCGUCGCUCACUUCAAUGCGGCCCCGGCUGAGACGGUUCACAGACCUGGUCCGUGUUUCACGUGAGGAUAAAAGCCAGAGCUGAAACUCCUAAGUGUACGCGGGAUUUGGACGUCGAAGUCACCCAAAGUCUUGGCGUUUUACAGCUAGACACGUCGUCGUCGCAGUUGCAACGCGCGCGCGUGUGUGAGUGACACCAGUAUGCAAACGUCGUCUCCUUCGUUGCUGUCGUACAUUCGCAACCUGUGCGGGUACGUCUGGUCCCUGCGCGAUCCGAGGAUCAAGAAGUGGAGCAUCCACAGCGACGCUCGGUUCGUAUUUCCGGUCCUCAUCGGGUACGUGUACAUAGCCAAGGUCGCCGGUCCCCGCUGGAUGAAGAACCGCGAAGCUUUCAACCUGCGAGGAGCCAUCCUGGCCUACAACUUGGCUACCGCUGUCGCAAGCGCCUACUUCUGCGUCCAGUACGUGCGCCACUCGUACCUGCAAGGCGGCUACAGCCUCUUCUGCCAGGGCAUCGACUACGAGAAAAGUUUUGACGAGCACACGGCGGCCAUCGUAAACUUGAACUGGUGGUAUUCCUGGGUCAGAAUCGCCGACUUCCUGGACACGUUCUUCUUCCUCGCCCGAAAGAAAAACUCCAAGGUUACCAACCUUCACGUCAUCCACCACUUCCUGGUCGUGCUCAACGCAUGGAUCUACACUAACUUCGGUAGUGACGGUCAAACGCUGCUGGGCCUCUGCGUUAACCCGUUCGUCCACGUCAUCAUGUACUCCUACUACUUCCUCGCCGCCCUGGGACCUACGGUGCAGAAGUACCUGUGGUGGAAGCGCCACCUGACCCAGCUGCAGAUCGUGCAGUUCGUCGGCCUCAUGAUGCACAUGGCCAUCACGCUGUUCUACGACUGCGGAUAUCCGAGGGCGCUCGCGCUGUUGGCGAUAUCGCAAGGAUUUUUGGGGCUCGGGCUGUUCGUCAACUUUUACGUGAAGACGUACCGAGAAGCGGCGAAACGGAAGGAAAAAGAGCUGUGA
Dermacentor albipictus is the source of this 1746-nucleotide messenger RNA. RefSeq names its product very long chain fatty acid elongase AAEL008004-like. Gene Ontology annotation, molecular function: fatty acid elongase activity. The record is from RefSeq and is a predicted model, not a curated record. Gene Ontology annotation, cellular component: endoplasmic reticulum membrane. Gene Ontology annotation, biological process: very long-chain fatty acid biosynthetic process; fatty acid elongation, polyunsaturated fatty acid; fatty acid elongation, saturated fatty acid. NCBI's taxonomy places the organism in Eukaryota, Metazoa, Arthropoda, Arachnida, Ixodida, Ixodidae.